Molecule: messenger RNA, 282 nt
Organism: Meloidogyne enterolobii
Lineage: Eukaryota; Metazoa; Nematoda; Chromadorea; Rhabditida; Meloidogynidae
Source: the annotation of a GenBank genome assembly
AUGAUCGUUUUCGUUUGGUGUCUGCAGAAAAUUCAUUUAAUAAACCACAACAUUGUUCAGCUUAUUCUUUAUAUUAUUUUGAAAUUAAGUGGAUAUUUGAAGAAUUCCCGGAGAGGAGUACACCUUGGCUUUCUAUUGGUCUUCGAAAUUGUACAACAAAAGAGCAUACAAUUUAUAAUGUAUCUGCAUCUGCGAAUAGAAUUUUUCAUAACCAAUAUUCGAACCUCGCUUAUAGACUUUCAACAAUUUUCAAUAAUAACGAUAUUUUUGGUUGUGGAUUAG